CCGAUGGCGUUUUCGUGUGUCAUGGCGGCUCAAUAACGCUAAAAAUUAAUUUAGUUUGUCAAAAAGUACUUGUGAAUUUUUAAUUUCUUUGUCAUAAUACAAUACUUUUAAUAUUAAGUUAUCUUUUCUUGUGUGUCGAAUCUCACAUCAACGAAGAUGUAUGACGACAGACGUGGUGGACGCGGCGGAUCCCGUGGGGGUAUGUCGCGGGGACGGGGCGGAGGCCGUGGUGCUCCCAGGGGUGGUAGAUCGAGUGAUAGGUCACAAGAUAGAGGUAGCCGUUUUAGCGGCGGCGGCGGCGGCGGCAGGGGAUACGACGGGGGCAGGGGAGGCCGCGGUGGCAGAGGAGGACGCGGUGGCCACGACGACUUCAGAAGCUUCAAGAAUGACCAACCCGGUGGCGCCCUCAGAAAAAUUCGCUGGGACAACAUCGAACUUACCCCAUUCCAAAAGAACUUCUACGUGCCGCAUCCGAACGUGCAACACCGAUCUAUGGCCGAAGUGGAAGCUUACCGCAGCCAGCAUCAGAUUUCGGUGAAGGGCAGAGAUGUGCCAGCACCGAGCAUGUGCUUUGAAGAGGGUGGCUUCCCUGACUAUGCUAUGAGGGAGAUUCUGAAACAGGGAUUCCCUAAUCCGACUCCGAUUCAGGCGCAAGGUUGGCCUAUUGCAUUGUCAGGUCGUGAUAUGGUUGGAAUAGCUCAAACUGGAUCUGGAAAAACUUUAGCUUAUAUUUUACCAGCCAUUGUCCAUAUCAUCAACCAGCCAAGAUUACUGCGGAAUGAUGGCCCUAUUGUUCUGGUCUUGGCGCCAACACGAGAACUUGCCCAGCAAAUUCAGCAGGCACUCAUAUCAAUGAGAGGGAUCACGGCUGACGUAUCAGACGGAAACAUGGACAUAGUUGCUAAUGACUUUGGUCAAAAUGUACAAGUACGUAACACAUGCAUCUUUGGAGGUGCACCAAAAGGACCACAGGGUCGGACCUUGGAGCGAGGUGUUGAGAUUGUGAUCGCUACUCCUGGUCGCUUGAUUGACUUCUUAGAGAAGGAAACUACAAAUCUUCGUCGCUGCACAUACUUAGUUCUGGAUGAAGCCGACAGAAUGUUGGACAUGGGUUUUGAGCCUCAAAUCAGAAAGAUCAUUGAGCAAAUCAGACCUGACAGACAGGUCUUGAUGUGGUCUGCAACAUGGCCGAAAGAGGUCCAAAACUUGGCAGAGGAGUUCUUGAACGACUACAUACAAAUCAACAUUGGUUCCUUGUCGUUGUCGGCCAACCACAACAUCCUGCAAAUUGUGGACGUCUGUGAAGAGUGGGAGAAGAAUGAUAAGUUGCUGACUCUGCUCACAGAGAUCUCAUCUGAAGAGGAAACUAAAACUAUAAUCUUUGCUGAGACAAAGCGCAAGGUGGACGACAUAACCCGCGCAUUAUCGCACGCUGGCUGGCGCGCGCUCUCCAUCCACGGCGAUAAGAAUCAGCAGGAGAGGGACCACGUGCUGAUGCAGUUCCGUCGCUCCCCGUCCGCCAUACUCGUCGCUACUGACGUGGCUGCACGUGGACUUGACGUCGAAGACGUGAAGUUCGUCAUCAACUACGACUACCCCAACAACAGCGAGGACUACGUGCACCGCAUCGGCCGCACGGGCCGCUCCCAAAACACCGGCACCGCCUACACCCUCUUCACGCCCAACAACUCCGCCAAGGCUAGGGAUUUGAUGUCGGUGCUGCAGGAGGCCAACCAGGUGGUUAACCCCAAGCUGCUCGAGCUGGCGCAGUGUGGAAUGGGAUUCAAAGGCAAAUAUGGUCGUGGGCGCAACUUCCGCGACCGCGACGACGAGGACCGCGGCGGGCGGGGCGGGCGCGGGGGGCCGCGCGGGCGGGGCGGACGCGGCGGCGGCGGCGGACGGUUCGACAGUGGACGAGCAGGCUCAAGAUGGGAUAACAAUGGUUCCGGAAAUGGCUUCGGACAGAGCCAGGGCUCCAGCUACAGACAAGAUAGCAGACCAAGCUUCGGAAGCCGAGACAGCAGUUACAACAAGGACUCCGGCUCUGGAUUCAGGGGACGUGGCAGAGGUGGAGGCAGGGGACGUGGAGGCUUCAGCUCCGGCUCGGGGGGAUUCAACCAGCCCCCAGCGGAGAACUACACUGCACCGACCAACACUUACUACAAUAUGUACUCCCAACCACCUCCCCCAAUUAACUAGAAUCAUUCCAGUUACUAUAACUAUUAGUAAAUGUAUAUACAAAUAUACAGAAAGUUUCAAAAC
Messenger RNA from Aricia agestis (brown argus), 2262 nucleotides. Its product is annotated as ATP-dependent RNA helicase dbp2-like. Gene Ontology annotation, molecular function: ATP binding; RNA binding; RNA helicase activity. NCBI's taxonomy places the organism in Eukaryota, Metazoa, Arthropoda, Insecta, Lepidoptera, Lycaenidae. Gene Ontology annotation, cellular component: cytoplasm; ribonucleoprotein complex; nucleus. The transcript is spliced from 11 exons. The record is from RefSeq and is a predicted model, not a curated record. The coding region runs from base 157 to 2199 and encodes 680 amino acids.